Bolinopsis microptera is the source of this 3718-nucleotide messenger RNA. RefSeq lists its product as uncharacterized. Gene Ontology annotation, biological process: apoptotic process involved in development; phosphatidylserine exposure on apoptotic cell surface; engulfment of apoptotic cell. The transcript has 15 exons. NCBI's taxonomy places the organism in Eukaryota, Metazoa, Ctenophora, Tentaculata, Lobata, Bolinopsidae. The coding region runs from base 15 to 2555 and encodes 846 amino acids. Gene Ontology annotation, cellular component: plasma membrane. The record is from RefSeq and is a predicted model, not a curated record.
AAAUAAUUUGAGGCAUGAAUGAAGUUAAAAAGUCGAAUAACAAGAAGACUGGUUUUGUAGUAGAUUGCUCAGAUUAUGUUAUUUUCACCGCUAGCUCAAUUCUUUAUAUCCUGAAUGUUAUUUCCAACUGUUAUGUUAGUUACUGUAUGUACAAUGAGGGACAGAUGGAAUGGUUUGCCACCUCAAUAUCCCUGCUAGUUAUAUUCUCCCUUUUUACUCAAACAUUUUCCCACAUAUUUUUCACCUACAACAAUAUCGCUGAUAAAGCUUGCUCCAUUUACCUGCAACACAUCAACUCCAAAUCUGAUGAAGACGUGUCUGACCCAGUAACAAAGAAGUCUGAGUAUCUUGAGAUACACCACCAGGCUGUUUGUCCACACUCUGGCUACCCUGAUCGUCUCUGGACCGAGAAGAACUUAGUUGAUCUCAAGUCCGAGCCUAAAGUCAAUGCCUGCCAGAAAAUUUGCUCCCAGGGAGUAAGUGUGGUGCUACAUAUGCUGCAUAUAGGACCUGUUAUUCGUUACAUCUGCCUCCUCAAGUUCAGAUCGAAAGAGAAGGGAAAGAAACAAGAUGACGAGGAGCUGGAGGAGAAGAAGAUCAAGGACAUUCAGAAUUAUUUCUGUAAGUUAUGCUUGUUGGAACGAGCUGCUGACUACAGCCUACGCGACAUCACUCUUCUCCGACUGUUCGAGGCUCUUGAAGCGGCACCUCAGGUGUUACUUCAACUUUACCUGAUAUUCUACAUGCAAGUGUUCACCUACAACCUCCUAGCUCCAGCUAUUCUGGGUACACUGCAGGUGUCUUUCUGCCUCGCUCUCAGCAUCAAGUACCAGCGCAUGCCUCGCAGGGAGUCAUACGAUCAGACUACAGUGGGCCUGCUUUGUGUUACCCUAUACAAAGUGUUCCUGGUGAGUUACAGGAUGUUGUGUCUCGCAGUGUUCGCAUCUCUGUACCGAGGAUACCUCAUCCUCCUCCUCUUCACUCAUUCCCUUAUCAUGUUGCUAUGGAUACUCUACCUCGACAGUAGCUUCUCCAGCAGCAACCAUGAGGAAAUCGCAUUCAACUUCACAGUGGCAAUGUUGAAGGCGUUUACCUUCGUAAACGUGAGUCCUGGACGGUCACGAAACAGGGUGGUCCUUUACCACGUUUGUCUAAACGUGGAGAACGUUGUCAUAGGAACUGUUUGGUACUACAAGACAGUCCAUGAGAUUGAGUACGGGCUGAUAGCUAUAGUGAGUAUGGGAGCUCUGUAUUUGGUGGGCAUUCUUAUCAAGACUCUCUACUACACUUGCUGUCAUCCUACUAAACUGCAGAAACAAGGGCCUCUGAAGCAGGAGAUGAGCGUGCUGUACAAGAACAAGGGAGGCCCGGUGAUGAACAACCCGAUAAAGGAUAACUCUCAUCUUCUGAAACACGAUGAGAACAAUGACGUCAUUCACUUUCCUCCCAACAACACCAACACCGGGAGUACGUGGAUGUUAGGUUUUAUAGAACAGAACCCCGACUCAAUAGGAGGAGGAGGAAGUAGGAGGAUGCUGAUCACACCUCAGUCCUACAUGCACUCAGUUCGGUCCAGGUGUGGUUACGAUACUUAUCACAGUGUUCCUGGCAAAGACAGUUGCAGUGGAUACGAUUCUGAGGUUGCGAGCAUCAUGUCUUCUAAAACUCCGAUUUACGAGAACCUAGUUCCGUCCUCCAAGAACAGGAUGCACAACUCCAUCCCUCUCCAGCACCCCAUCUCCAGUCUCCAGCACCCUAUCUCCAGCAUGCAGCACCCUCUGGUUCACCACCCUAUCUCCUCCGUCCAACAUCCCAUCACGACCAUCCCCCACCAUAUGUCUGGUGUCCAGCACCCCAUAUCCAACAUCCAGCACCCCAUAUCUAGUUUACAUCAACACAGUAUCCUCCACCACAAUAACCCUAUACUGACCAACCCCAUGGUUUGGCAGCCACAACAGCUCAAUCCUCCAUCAGUGUUUUCAGGACGUAACAGUGCGGAUAGACAGUACAAUAAUAACGACAGUUUAUCAAGUAGUGGAGUGUACAGCGAGGAAGAGAGAAAACUCAACCUUAAAGCCAGGUUGGAGUCAGAGUAUGAUAAUCUAGAGGAGCCUAACUCAGACUCGACCCGCGCACCCCCAGAAGCCUCCCUCUCUCCAGACUCUGAUAACGGAGAUAUCUACGAGAACCUACCAACAGUUAUCAAGCAGGGUCAGCAGGUACACAGUGAUGGUCUCACCAUGCAGAGCAUCAAUAUUCAGGGACCCAAAGCUCGGUUUGACGGGAGUUUCGAUGGCUCCUCCGCGCCAAACCAAUCCUGGGAUAUGCUGCAGGGGAGUUUAAACUUUGCGUACGGUCCCCCAACCAGUCAGGAGAAGGAUCCAAAAGAGGACACUAGCGAUUACACAAGCCUCAAAGAGUUGGCUCCUGCCAAGCCGGUUCAUCCUGUGGUGCCUGCUCGCACAGUCAGCACAGUCAAGAACAGUGGCUCGCAGCACAGCCUCGCCAGUGCCUCACAGCUGACUGACGCUAACAGAUUCCAGACUGAUGUGUGAGACACUGGAAAAUAAGAGAUUAAACCACUGAACGGUUUGUUGUGAUAGAGAUGAAGGUUUGCGCCCUGAUGGAGUUGACGUCACGUGGCUGGUUACGUCAUAUUGACUUACAGACUGAGAGAGAGAGAGAGAGAGGAACUUGGAAGAGAUAAACGAAUUGUUGGCUUGCAUGGAGGUUUAUUGUUAAUAUUUUAAUUCAGAUUUAAUGGUUUGUAUUUGAAAGAAAAAGCUAUAUAUAAUAAUUAUUAUAGAAACUCCGAUAUAUUAAUACCUGACAUACCUAGUAGCAUGGUCUUUCAUAACAAACAUUUUAAAUUCGUAUUCUAGGGCUUUCAGAGUAAUAAAUUAUUUCUUAAGCAACCACCCUUUUUAAUGGUAAACAUUUUUAAUCGCUUUUGUUUUAUAUUACUGCUGUAAUACAACAUUGCGUUGGAAAUGUAGGCGACGCCAUAGGAAGAGCUGACUGGUUCACCAGACAAAGCCAGUAAUGUUUUGUCUGGCUCAGUAUCGGGACAAAAGAGUCAAAUUUCUCAUUAAAAUGGCACGCGCGAAAUUAUUUUCGUUGAAAAAAAUUGCACAUUUUCCUGCGCGCACACGCGUUUUUAUUUCCAAUUUCCUCACAUGCAUGCUUAAAUUUUGGGCUGAAGCUGGGUUUGUUCGAGCUUAACAAUGGAAUUUGAGCUUGUAAUUAGAUUAACGGUAACGCAGAGACCUCUGAAUCGAUAAGAGACUGGUACCUACAUUUCCAAUACCUCGCUUAUCAUCAAUCAGCUAUUUUUAUCCUACUAUACAUACCUACAAGUACCGAGACAUUACCGACAGUAUGAAAGAAACGGUUAAAAUGUGACCCUGGCAUGCCUCUACAUGUUCUAAAUGAUGCCUUAAUUACCUUCACGUUAUUUGUUUAAGCAAAGCAUUCGAUUGCACUGUGUAUUUGUUGUAUAAUGUACAUAAAAUUAUGGUAUUUAAAAUCUGAUCUUUGGUACAAGAUAUAGUUGAAAAAUGGCCAAUUCUUCAUCUGCAUUUGACGUAAAUGACUACUUCAAAAUCACCGAAUUGUUACUUGAGCAUUCGUUUUUUAUAAAAAUUUGAUGUUACGGUAGCUGGUUUGGCCGAGAGCUGUUUUCUAUCAUUAAUAAAUAUUUAUAUUUAUUUGUAGGAAA